AUGUCUUCCUUCCAGCCACAAAUCGUCAAUGUCCGCUUUGAGCACCACCACGAUGGACUCGGCAUUGCCACCGGCAGUCCCCGGAUUUCCUGGUCCUUCUCUGCUGAUCCGGGGAAGGUCAUGGCCUGGGAACAGGGCUCUUACGAGAUCGAGACGGUUAUCCUGAGCAAUGGUCUGUCCGCGAAGGACCAAGAGAGCCGCACCGUCAGGGUCGACAGCACCGAUUCUCUUCUCGUGCCUUGGCCCUUGCGGCCCCUGCGGUCCUUUGAAGCUGCCAAAGUUCGUGUCCGCGUUUGCGGGAAAGUGAAAAGCAUGGAAUCUGGCAACACGGAGGUGGAAUGGUCCGAUUGGUCGCCAUCGGCGACUGUCGAAGCCGCCGUCUUGGACCAAGACAACUGGCAGGCCGCCUUGAUCGAGCCGCCGUCAGCUAUCCAGCUGCGUGCAGAGGAUGGAUCCAUGCGACCUUUGAGAUUUCGUAGCCAGCUUCUGAAGCUUCCCGCCGGCGUCACACGGGCCAGACUCUACAUGACAGCUCACGGCGUCUAUCAGGCAUACAUCAACGGCAAGCCCGUCGGCGACCAGCUCCUUGCUCCAGGCUGGACAAGCUACAAGAAUCGCCUGAACUAUGUCACAUUUUCGGUCACGGACUUACUACGAGAUGAGCCUGAGGCCCGCGUCGAAGUCGAAGUGGCCCCGGGAUGGCUAGGAUCUGCCCUAGGAUGGGCCGGCGGCAGGCGAUGCCGCUUCGGCAAUACGCUCGGCGUCUUCGGACAGCUGCGGGUAGACUUCCAGGGCCAGGAUGCCGGGCAAGCGUCUCAGAUCUGGAUUGCAGCAACGGACGAGACUUGGGAGUGCGCACCCAGUGCCAUCACCCAAAGCGAGAUAUACAACGGCGAGACGUACGACGCCAGAUUAAGAGACCCAGCCAAAGCAUCGGAAGUUCAAUGGGCUCGAGUCCAGAUCGGAGCUCACCCCGGCUCGAGGCUCGUGAGCCCCGAAGCUCCGCCUGUGCGUGUCACGGAGAAAAUCGCGACGGUGGACAUUAUCAAAAGCCCAACGGGCCGAACGAUUCUGGAUUUCGGCCAGAACAUUGUUGGCAAGAUUUGUGUCAACCACCUGAACAAGCCUGAGGGGCAUGAGGUGCGUUUUGCCCACGCCGAGGUCUUGGAGAACGGCGAGCUAUGCCGGCGACCACUGCGCUUCGCAGCAUCAGAAGCAGUGCUCAUCUCUCGCGGCGACCUGAUUGAGGGAUGGAGUCCUCUUUUCUCGUUCCACGGUUUUCGUUACGUUCAGGUCGAUGGAUGGUCAGUCGACGACAUGGACGGGCCCCUCACUAAGGAUUCAGUCACGGCGCUGGUCAUGCACUCGGAUAUGCGCCGGACGGAGUGGUUCGAAAGCUCCCAUCCGCUCCUCAAUAAACUCCAUGAGAACGCCGUCUGGAGCAUGCGAGGAAACUUCCUGUCCAUCCCGACUGACUGCCCCCAACGAGACGAGCGACUUGGCUGGACGGGAGAUAUCCAAGUGUUCUCGCCCUCCGCCAACUUCCUGUACGACACGAAUAGUGUUCUGGGAGGUUGGAUGGCGGAUGUUAUGGCAGAGCAAGCCGCGAAUGGCGACGGCGUUCCCCCCUUCGUCGUACCCAACGUCAUCGGUCGCGAUGACGAGACCGUCCAGGACGAGUGGUGGCCCCAUCUACCCAAUGCCGUCUGGGAUGAUGUCGUUGUCGUCGUUCCCUGGGAGCUGUACCGCGCCUCUGGCGACACCGCCAUACUAGAGCGGCAUUAUGACAGCAUGCAAGCCUGGGUAGACCGAGGCAUCAUCCGCGGGGCCGACUCGCUAUGGGACGAGGACGUUUGGCAACUGGGCGACUGGCUGGACCCGGCAGCGCCGCCUAGUGAGCCCGGGAUGGGCAAGACAGACGGCGUCCUCGUGGCAGACGCCUACCUGAUCCGCGUGACCGGCAUCCUAGCCGAAGUCGCCGCGAUCCUGGGAGGCGCCUCCGACUCGGCGCGCUACGCCAGCCAGCGCGUUACGCUCAUUGAGACAUUCCAGCACAAAUACAUUACUUCACGCGGCCUGAUGGCUUCAGAUACACAGACGGCAUACGCCCUCGCUAUCACUAAUGGCUUGAUAAAAUCGCCAACGCAACGAUCCACCGUCACGGCGCGCCUCAUCCGCUCCGUUCGCCAAGCCCAGUUCCGAGUCUCUACAGGCUUCGCGGGCACGCCCAUCAUCCUUCACGCCCUAUCCACGAUCGGCCAUCACCAGUACGCGUACCGUAUGUUGUUCGAGAAGCAGUGCCCUAGCUGGAUGUACCCCGUCGUCAUGGGCGCCACGACCAUCUGGGAGCGCUGGGAUAGCAUGCUUCAUGACGGCUCGAUCAAUCCGGGCGACAUGACGUCCUUCAACCACUGUUCCCUCGGUUCCGUCGUCAACUGGCUGCACGAGGUCGUGGCCGGGCUCAAAGCCAAGGUGCCCGGGUGGAAGCAGAUCGAGGUCCGUCCCGUGCCAGGCGGGCCUCUGACGCACGCCAGCGCGAGACACAUUAGCCCUUACGGCGAGGUGGAGAGUUCUUGGAAGAUUUCGGGCGGGCGGUUCGUGCUGAGGUUGACGGUGCCUCCGAACUGCACGGCGUACGUGGUGUUGCCUGACAAGCAUCGAUCUUAUGUGACCGGUCAGGACGAUGAGGGCGUCUGGGUCGGAUCGGGGAGGCACAAUUUCAGCUGUGGGUGGGAGGACCUGGGUGAUUGGCCGUUGGAGGCGCAACGGCCGCCGUUCUGGCCACAGCCGCUGGCCGAGGCAGUCUGA
This is a messenger RNA of Colletotrichum karsti, 2808 nucleotides long. RefSeq lists its product as uncharacterized. The coding region runs from base 1 to 2808 and encodes 935 amino acids. The record is from RefSeq and is a predicted model, not a curated record. The transcript has a single exon. Lineage: Eukaryota; Fungi; Ascomycota; Sordariomycetes; Glomerellales; Glomerellaceae. Gene Ontology annotation, biological process: carbohydrate metabolic process.